AUUUCCGUGACACGGACUUUUCCCAGAAAAGCCAGGCGUGGGUCAGUGUGAAAUGCAACACCACUCAUCUGUGAGGGAGCCUGCCCAGUUCUUCCAGCCUUUUCCAUUUUCAUCACUUGCCGUGGUUUGAGCCUUCCACGAUGACAGCUCAGCUCUUCCCCAGAGGGAGCUCUGGGGCACUGGAGUCAGGAGGAAGACACAGAGGAAACCUUGGCCGUGAUUGACAGUGGGGCUGUUUCUGCCACUUCCCUCGCUGUUGUCAAGUAAUAAUGAAGCUUUGUCAGUCCAUCAUGGACAUGGAUAUGCCAGAUUACGUCGACUCCUUGGACUCCUCUUAUACCAUGCUGGAAUUCGACAACCUCCGCGUGCUCCCCAACAACACCGAGGCCAUCGCGGCCGAGUCAGCCAGCACCAACCUGCUCCCCAACGGAGUCAACUCGCUGUGCUCCAUCUGUGGGGACAGGGCCACGGGCAAGCACUACGGGGCCUCCAGCUGUGACGGCUGCAAAGGCUUCUUCAGGAGGAGCGUCCGCAAGAACCACGUCUACUCCUGCAGGUUCAACAGACAGUGUGUGAUAGACAAAGACAAGAGGAACCAGUGCAGGUACUGCAGGCUGAAGAAGUGCUUCAGAGCUGGCAUGAAGAAAGAAGCCGUGCAGAACGAGCGUGACAGGAUCAGCAUCCGCAGGAGCAGCUAUGAGGACAAUGGCUCUCUCUCCAUCAACAUCCUCACCCAGGCUGAGGCCAUGGCACAGCAGUAUUUAUCCCUGAGCCCCGUGCACAGCACAGACAUUUCCAUGAAGAAGAUUGCCACCAUCAACGAUGUGUGUGAAUCCAUGAAACAGCAGCUCCUGGUGCUGGUGGAAUGGGCAAAAUACAUCCCAGCCUUUUGUGAGCUCCCCCUCGACGACCAGGUUGCCUUGCUCAGAGCCCACGCAGGGGAACAUCUGCUCCUCGGGGUAGCCAAGAGGUCCAUACCAUACACUGAUUUCCUGCUAUUAGGGAACGAUUUCAUCAUCCCCAUGCACUGCCCAGAGCUGGAAAUCGCUCGUGUGGCCACCAGAAUCCUGGACGAGCUGGUGAAGCCUCUGCGGGACAUCCAGAUCGAUGACAACGAGUACGCCUGCCUCAAAGCCAUCAUCUUCUUUGACCCAGACUGCAGAGGGCUGAGUGAGCCUGGCAAGGUGAAGAACAUGCGCUUCCAGGUGCAGGUGAACCUGGAGGAUUACAUCAACGACCGCCAGUACGACUCGCGCGGCCGCUUCAGCGACAUCCUGCUGCUGCUGCCGCCCCUGCAGAGCAUCACCUGGCAGAUGAUCGAGCAGGUGCAGUUUGUCAAGCUCUUUGGGGUGGCCAGGAUCGACAGCUUGCUGCAGGAGAUGCUGCUGGGAGGAACCACUGCUGAUCUCCAGUACCAGUCAGCACCUCCCAACCUCAACCUGGACCCACUGCCAGGACACGUCCUGCAAAGCAACAUGACCUCUGUGAUCCACGCUGCUCCAGACCCAUCUCCUGAGACAUCCCUUCCGUCUCCUUCUGCCAGCACAGGCAGUGAAGAUUACAAGCUAGGCUCUAGCGCAGGGCCCAGCACCGUAGUGCAGCUGCUGCCUCAGACAGUGAUGCCCAAGCAGGAGAUUCUAUAGGGAGAGGAGAAGGAGCAGCUGGGGAAGCUGUGCUGACAGUGAAACGGGCAAUUUCUCUUUGCAGAGGCCAAGCACAGCUCGCCCCUGCCCGCAGCCGGAGCCGCUGCCAGCCUUCCCCGCCCGUGAGCUCAGCAAGGGCCAGCCUGCAGAGGAGCCUCGCCAUGGGACCCCCACAGCACCCCUGGCACAGGACUGGGGGUCCUGAAUCCUCAGCAAUGCCAGGACUGCCAGCUCUUCAGGUCCUCAGUGUUUGUGACAUUGCUUGGUGCCGCCAUGACCCUCUCGCCAUCAAUCCAUCCAUCCGUCCGUCCAUCCAUCCCUUCAUCCGUCCAUCCAUCCAUCCAUCCGA
Ficedula albicollis (Collared flycatcher) is the source of this 1992-nucleotide messenger RNA. Its product is annotated as hepatocyte nuclear factor 4-beta-like. The transcript has 11 exons. NCBI's taxonomy places the organism in Eukaryota, Metazoa, Chordata, Aves, Passeriformes, Muscicapidae. The coding region runs from base 270 to 1643 and encodes 457 amino acids. Gene Ontology annotation, cellular component: nucleus. The record is from RefSeq and is a predicted model, not a curated record. Gene Ontology annotation, biological process: positive regulation of transcription by RNA polymerase II; anatomical structure development; cell differentiation. Gene Ontology annotation, molecular function: zinc ion binding; nuclear steroid receptor activity; nuclear receptor activity.